CUCUCUCCACUUCGUGGUGUUUUUGUUGUCAAAAACGCCUCUGUGGUUGAAUCGGGAACUUCAAAACGGAGAAACAUGAGAGUUGAGGAUUGUGAAAACUUAGUGAUAAGUGAUAAACAUUUGAGUAAAACACUCGGAAAGAAAAAUGUUUGAAUUUCGAAUACCCAUAGGAGUAUCAAAAAGUGUACAGACUACGAAAUUGUGAUGAAAGCGGGACCGUUCGCCGGGAUAAAUAUGUCCAAUACUAUGAAUUCACUGGUUCGAUGUCCCGGCGUUUAUUGCGGUCGAGAAUUGUUGCCAGAUGGUAAUUGGACUGACUGCGGAGCUUGUCCUCGAGGGUUUAGAAGUAAUGUGUGGUCAGCUUGCGUACAAUGCGAUGAUGUGCCAAUGUUUUAUGACUGGCUCUACCUUGGGUUCAUGGCUCUUCUCGCGCUCGUUUUACACUGGUUCUUCAUUGAUAUGGUGGGAAUGAUUCGAAGCAUCACUAAGGAAAUCUUAGCCAUGCAUGCCUCUGCGCUCUUCGAGAUAGUCACAGCAUCAUUGAUAACUCUCCAACUGACGGACCCCAUGGGAUCUUUCCAUAUACGAUCGUGCAAAAGUACUAGACUCUCUGACUGGUACACGCUGCUGCAUAAUCCUAAACCCAAUUACGAUACAGCUUUGCAUUGCACGCAAGAAGCUGUUUAUCCGUUAUACACCAUGGUUUUCAUCUUCUACGGUCUGGGAGUACUGAUCAUGUUACUGAUUAGACCUUUAGUAGCACGAAAAUUUUUGCCCAGGCAAGGAAAAUUAUCAAUCUAUGCUGCCUUAUACUUCUUCCCCGUUCUUGCGUUGCUUCAUGCCGUUGGUGGGGGAUUGAUAUAUUACGCGUUUCCAUACAUCACGCUCAUCCUGUCAGUCCUUUCAAACGCGGCGCACUUUGCUUUUAAAAUGAAUCAGACGAUGAAAUCUCUCUUACUGAGCUCCGUAACGGAUAUUAAGAACAUUAUUGUGAUAUUGGGACAUUGGUUGAUGCACGGAUAUGGCAUCGUGGCCGUUGCGACUCUUUGGGGGAUGAACAUUCAUCCGGCGUUACUGGUACUCGUACCCCUUCCGGCUUUAUUCUACAUACUUACCGCGAGAUUUACAGAUCCCCACAAACUCCAUAUCGAGUGAAAUCUUUUAAGUAUAUUGUAUAUAUGAAGUUUUUAAACGAAACGAAACGAAAGAUAAAAAUAAAUUCAACGUUCAUUUUA
This is a messenger RNA of Venturia canescens, 1235 nucleotides long. RefSeq names its product JNK1/MAPK8-associated membrane protein. Lineage: Eukaryota; Metazoa; Arthropoda; Insecta; Hymenoptera; Ichneumonidae. The transcript is spliced from 5 exons. Gene Ontology annotation, molecular function: ubiquitin protein ligase binding. Bases 205 to 1155 code for a protein of 316 amino acids. Gene Ontology annotation, biological process: response to unfolded protein. Gene Ontology annotation, cellular component: membrane. The record is from RefSeq and is a predicted model, not a curated record.